AUGUCGCACUUGAAAGCAUACCUUGCUGAAAAUUACAUGUCGGGACCAAAAGCCGAUGCUAUUCUUUCCCGAACAUCAAAACCGAAGAAGAAAAAGCGCAAGGUCGACUCGGAAAGUACACCUGGCAUUGCCAUGAUUCGCGACGAGGAUGGCGGCUGGGGGGAACAAAACAACGAAGAAAAUGAGGAUUUGUCAGAAGCUGUUAUUGAGAAGGAUAGAGGGUUCAAGAAACGCAAGGUUGUCCAAAUGGAAGCGGAAUCGAGUUGGGUUACUUUGCAACAAGGCACGGGGGCUGCCAUUAAAGAAGAGAGCCCGCCUCCAGCGGCGGACGAGCAACCGCAAGUCGUUGAAACACCGUUUGUUGGUGGGCUCGUGAGCGCUGCGCAGCUGAAGAAAGUCCUUCCUCAAAACCAGAUGGCCAAAUCUGAAGACUUGACGGUCGAUGAAAUUGCGCGUGCUCAAGAAACUAUAUACCGUGAUGCGACCGGCAAGAAAAUCGAUACGAAGGCGGCUAGGGCGGAGGCUGCGCGUCUGAAACGAGAGCGUGAGGAGAAGGAGGCGCAAAAGAUGGAGUGGGGGAAAGGUUUGGUGCAAAGAGAGGAGCAGGAGAAGCGUCGGUUAGAGCUGGAAAGGCAGAGGGGGAAAGCGUUUGCUAGGCAUGCGGAUGACAAGGAUUUGAACGAAGAACUAAAAGCGAAGGAACUUUGGAACGAUCCAGCUGCUGCGUUUCUGACGGUUUGUUUCACGCUUCAACAGUUUCGUUCUUCAGUCCUGAUCAUUUUUCUCUGCUUACAGAAAAAGAAAGCCAAAGGUCCUCGUAAACCACAGUACUCCGGCCCUCCACCCCCGCCGAACCGAUUCGGAAUCAAGCCAGGGUACAGAUGGGACGGUGUUGACCGAGGAAACGGGUUUGAAAAGAAAGUCUUCCAGUCGGCGAACGCUAAGAAACGAUUGGGCGCCGAAAGCUACCAGUGGAGUGCGGAGGAUAUGUGA
This is a messenger RNA of Laccaria bicolor S238N-H82, 993 nucleotides long. RefSeq lists its product as uncharacterized. Gene Ontology annotation, biological process: mRNA splicing, via spliceosome. Lineage: Eukaryota; Fungi; Basidiomycota; Agaricomycetes; Agaricales; Hydnangiaceae. Gene Ontology annotation, cellular component: RES complex; U2-type spliceosomal complex. Gene Ontology annotation, molecular function: RNA binding. The transcript has 2 exons. The coding region runs from base 1 to 993 and encodes 330 amino acids. The record is from RefSeq and is a predicted model, not a curated record.